Molecule: messenger RNA, 1516 nt
Organism: Pollicipes pollicipes
Lineage: Eukaryota; Metazoa; Arthropoda; Thecostraca; Pollicipedomorpha; Pollicipedidae
Product: roquin-1-like
Biological process (GO): ubiquitin-dependent protein catabolic process; nuclear-transcribed mRNA catabolic process, deadenylation-dependent decay; protein polyubiquitination
Cellular component (GO): cytoplasmic stress granule
Molecular function (GO): mRNA binding; ubiquitin protein ligase activity; metal ion binding
Source: RefSeq, a predicted model, not a curated record
GCACAACGCACAAUUGACUCCACGAACGUGGAACUUGGUUGCUGUGGUUGGGGGGUCAAUGGUGUGGGUUAAACGGCAUUAGGCCGACAGGUUCCGGCAUGGUGGGAUAAACCAGACGACAGCACUGCGGCGGGCCGACGCAGGGGCGGCGGCAGCGGCCGUGACGGGCUGCGCCAUGCCGAUCCAGGGUCCACAGUGGACCGAGUUCCUCACCUGCCCCAUCUGCUUGUGGGGCUUUAACCGCGAGCGCGGCCCCGUCAGCCUCAGCUGCGGCCACACCAUCUGCAAGGCAUGCCUACAGGAGCUGCACAGGAAGCGCUGCCCAUUCGACCAGUCGGUGAUCGGGCUGGACCUGGACCAGCUGCCGCUCAACUGGGCGCUGCUGCAGCUGGUGACGGCGGGCGAUGUGCAGCGGCCGGCGGCGCCGCCGCUCAGCCUUGCGCCGCACGAGCACCAGGCCUACCUCAGCGCCAUUUGCCGCAUCGAGGAGCUGGCGCUGUUCCUGAAGCCGCUCCCGCCCGGUGGCGGGUCGGGCGGCGGCGCGGGCGGCCCCAGCGUACUGUCGCGCUCCAUGCAGCGUAAGCUGGUGACGAUCGUCACGUGCCAGCUGCUGGAGCCGGAGGGGCGCAGCCGCGUACUGCGCGCGUGCCGCUCGCUCGGAGAGCGCACCGUCACCGAGCUGAUCCUGCACCACCAGAACCCGGCGCAGCUGUCGGCCAAUCUGUGGGCAGCCGUGCGCGCGCGCGGCUGCCAGUUCCUCGGGCCUGCCAUGCAGGAGGAGGUACUGCGCCUGGUGCUGCUGGCGCUGGAGGAGGGGUACGCCCUCUCGCGCAAGGUGCUCGUCAUGUUCGUUGUACAGCGGCUGGAGCCGCACUUUCCGCAGGCGUCCAAAACCAGCAUCGGCCACGUUGUUCAGCUGCUGUACAGGGCCUCCUGCUUUAAGGUGACGAAGCGCGAGGGCGACUCGUCGCUGAUGCAGCUCAAGGAGGAGUUCCGCACCUACGAGGCGCUGCGGCGCGAGCACGACGCCCAGAUCGUGCAGAUCGCGCUGGAGGCCGGCCUGCGCAUCGCGCCCGACCAGUGGUCAGCCUGCUAUACGGCGACCGUGGCGCACAAGUCGCACAUGCAGAGCAUCAUGGACAAGCUGCAGUCCCCGUCCAGCUUUCAACAGUCGAUACAGGAGCUAAUAAUAUCGCUACAGAAGACGGGCGACCCGGCCGGGCUGUCCCAGACGCGGCUGCGGCUGCAGACACUGGCCGCCGUCGAUCCGGCGCCGGACUCGCUCGACACGGACUGGGAGCAGGUGGUGACGGCGCUGGAGGCGGCCGUCGAAGUGGUGCGUGUGCUCAUCAGCUUCGUGCACAACCACGGCGGCCGGCGUGUGCACGUGGACACGACGCACGCGCAUAAUGCCAAGUACAAAACGAAUCUGUGCCGCGACCUGAAGCAGCGCGGCACGUGUCCGCGCGGCCCCGCCUGCACCUUCGCCCACUCCGAGGAGGAGCUGGAACGGUGA